Messenger RNA from Cercopithifilaria johnstoni, 870 nucleotides. NCBI's taxonomy places the organism in Eukaryota, Metazoa, Nematoda, Chromadorea, Rhabditida, Onchocercidae. The record is from the annotation of a GenBank genome assembly.
AUGGAAGAGAAAGUGCACAUAAAGAAACGUAGCGCAUCGGGAAUUGUUCCAUGGGAGCCCUGUAAGGCAGCAAUAUCAGCCUAUGCAAGAGGAAGCCAUCCUGGUGUUCUGCCACCUUUGAUCAAGUAUCAGUUUGUGAAACCGAAUCCCGUGUCGGAAAAUAAAGCUGAAUUAGAAAUUACUGAGAGACAUUUCUCAGAAAGCGUGGCUUCUGGAGAGAUGGAAAUUUGUGAAUUGUCGAGAGUACGCCCAGUUGGUGACGGAAAAGAAUCUUCACCGUUAAGUGGGAAGGUUGAGGUUGGAAAAGAAGAAAAUGCAGAUAAUUCAGAGGAACUUAAAAGACUAAGAAAAGAUCUCGAGUUAGAAAGGCAAUUGGCACAAGAAUUGAAACGUAUACUUGUUGCUACGAUGGGUGAUGAUUUAACAUGUCAUAUGAAGUCGCUUAGCGAAGAUAAAGUUCGUCUUGCUCAUAUGAUGACGAAAUUUGAAGCACAGAUAUCGCACGAUCAUGAUAGGGCCGAAGAUUUGGCAAUAUUAGCUGAUAUGUGGCGUUCUAAAUUCUUGGCGAUGAGUAUUCGAGCAGAUGAAAUGCGCAGUCAACGAUGUCAUCUGUUUUCUUAUUGCAAGCAGCUUCAAAUAUUGCUUAACAAAUUUCUUGUUAUAAACCAGAAUCAGAUUCACAGAAGGCCCAUAUCCCCAGUUUUGGAAGCAUUGAUAAAAGAAGCUCGUGUAGUGCUGAAAACUGAUCUGACAACAUUUUUUGAACGUUCGCCAUGUGAUGAGAAAAUUAAUAAACCAAUUUCACAUAUGUCGAAUAUUACAAUUACUUGUUGCAAACAUUGUGUAGGUAAGGAAAUUAAAUUAAUAUAG